AUGGAAGCUGCAAUAAGAUGGUCACCACACUCCACACGGGACAAUCCUCGUUUCUUAAUCAUCGACGUCGCGGGCAAUCGAUUGCGCCUGUGUCAGAUCGAGGAGUUUAGUAAGAGCAAGGUCAAUUACAAGCAAAUAUGUAUCCGAGAUAAGCUUCCAAACUACACGGCCUUCGACUGGUCUAAGAAAGAUCCAAGUGUGGUCGCCGUCGGCUCUGCUUCUGGGGAGGCCACCGUCGUUACUUUAGAUCCAGAAAAGCCGGAUGCUGAAUACAUCCACUCAUUCUCCAUCCGGCAUCAACGAAAGUGCAACUCCAUUGCUUUCAGCGCUAAGAAUCUACUUGCUACUGGGUUGGAUAGGGUCAGGAACGAUGUCUGCCUUAACAUCUACGACAUGAAUGACUCUCGAGUCACCGCCAAGGACGAACCGUACAAGAAGCUAGCAAGCUCCGAGGCGAUUUCUAGUAUCAAGUUCUUCACCGGACAGCCUGAUAUGCUUGUCGCGGGUGUUUCGAGGCAAUACGUGCGCAUCUAUGACCUUAGAGACUCUAGUACGACGGGUGUUGCGCAAUUUCAAACGCGUCAGGUGCACAACAUCGCUAUAGACCCGCUGGACGAAAACUACUUCCUAUCAGCAGGUACAGCGGGUGAUCCUACUGUGACUGUCUGGGACAUUCGCUCCGUCAAGCAGCGAGUAGCUGCCAACGACACUGCAAGUAGCGGUGCGGUACUAGAUUUCAAGCCAGUUGUGGACAACUCACAAUCGGCAUCCAUAUGGAGUCUUCGAUACUCGGGCACCAAGAGAGGAACAUUUGGAGUGCUCGCCAACACGGGAGAAUUCAAAAUCAUUGAAUUAGCGCAGCAUUCCCAUCAACCUCUUGAGACAGCAGACACACCCUUCGCUCGAGCAUGGGCUUCUCCAUACUACACGAAAGCCUCACAUCAUCUACGCUAUCCUUCAUAUGACAAGAAUCAUCGGCAAGAUGACAAAGAACGCAUCGUGGCAUACGAUUUUAUGACCGCUGGAAACCCUCUAAGUGGGCAAUGCGCUCUAGCCCUACAUUCAAAUCGGGAGGUUGAAGUACUCAAAGUACCGCCUCCGCCUCCUCGCCUCAAUAUCAGCGCGUUGGAAGAGAUAUACAAAGACCGUACCUGUAUCGCUAGGCCUACUUCACCAUAUGGCACGGUAGCAGAAGACCUGAUACAAGUACAAAACAGAGCGCUAGGCGAGAAGUACGAUAUUGAAUACGACCACAAGACCAACCUCUCCUCCAGUGUCGAUAGGCUUAGCCUCAGCAACAGCCAAAGAAGCCUACCUCUCCUUUCGACAAAACACCCCAGUCACCACAUGCACAAGGACCUUCUCGAUCUUGCCUAUCCUGACUUUAAAGUACCCCUCACCGAUUACCUCGCCGUCCUUCAGGCCCCCAAACGACGUGUUCAAGAGGGCUACUCUCUGGAUUGUGCUAAAAACAAAGACAUUGUUCACAACGAUCCCUGGUUGGUCGAUGUGUGGACACUAAUUGACCGCAUGGAUGCGCACGCUGCAGGAGACGGCAUGGUGGGCAAUGGUCUCGAUCUCAAGUACCUGGGAGUUAGCUCAAUUUGGGCAAAUGAGUUGACAAUGUACGACGAGAGACUUAUUGAUCCAGACACGAAGACAAGCCAUGAGAUGUUCAGCGAUGCAGUCAAGGAGAUAGUUGAGGCCAUGGAGUUUCCUGUUUUCGAAGGCGUGAGCACUGGGUACCCUGAGAAUAGGCAACUGUGUCUCAGCCUCUGCGGCUGGUCUCUCAACGAAAUUGGCGUAGAGCAAAAUUGCCAACGGCUUAUCGAUGAAGGGGAGAUAUACAAAGCCAUCGUUCUCGCCGUUUUCCAGGGCCACAAACAUAUCGCUCUGAAUCUCCUCCGGUCUAGCCUCACAAACAAGAAACUCCCACAAGACGAUAUCGGUCUUGCAGCCGUCAUUGCCUGCGCCUCCCCCUUUUCUGGCGUCUCAGCCGAGCAAAGAGAAGCCUGUGCCUGGAUGGCUGACAUGACAAGCAAUGCAUACCUGAAAUCCCUCCUCACCUACUUCAUAACAGGGGAUUGGUCAAGUGUAGUUCACAUGCCGCAACUGUCCAUCUCAGACCGUGUAGCUGUCGCAUUGAAAUAUCUCCCAGACCAACACCUCUCCAACUUCCUCAGCGCAGCUGAAAAUGCCGCAACAAGUCAAGGUGACAUCUCCGCCCUCCUCUUAACCGGCCUAACAACACGUUCCCUCGCCCUCCUGCAGACCCACAUCUCCCACCACCCCACUAUGGGCCUCCAAAAUGCCGUCUUGCUCCUCUCCCGUGCCUGUCCACUCUACAUCCAAGACCCACGCUGGACCCUUUGGAAAGACAUGUACCUCGAGCAACAACAAAUAUGGCGUACAUUCCUCGAGCGCACUCGCUACAUCAAAGAGCACAACCUGCUCAGCGUGACGCGCGAGGGGCGCAGUGUGAAUAAGCCCAGUCAACCUAGCCUAGCAUUACGUUGUCUGAAUUGCCAGCAGAACCUCGCGUUGAGAAAAGAUCCGAGAAACAGUACGAGAAGGCUACUUCCUACUACUAACCAACAUAGUGGUGGUGGUGGUGGAAACAACAAUGCUCCAUCUACAGUGACGACAACACAUCGCGCAACGCCUUCUCUGUCCUUUGGUGGCGGCGGUGCAGGGGGAGGCGGGAAACCCGUUCAACCGCCAAAAUCCGCCAGUACACCUGGUCUGCAUUGCCCCAAUUGCGCGGCGCAGAUGCCAAGAUGUGCAUUGUGCAUGCUGUGGUUAGGUUCACCUGACCCAAGCAAACAAGGGGCGUAUGAGACGCUCAAGGGAGAAGACAAGGAAGCGAAGAUGAUGGUGUUCUGUAUGAAUUGUACACACGGCUUUCAUGGGCAUCAUGCUAGAGACUGGUUUGCCAGACAUGCCAUGUGUCCCGUACCGGACUGUGGAUGUAUGUGUGGGUUGAUGAAAUGA
Molecule: messenger RNA, 2991 nt
Organism: Alternaria arborescens
Lineage: Eukaryota; Fungi; Ascomycota; Dothideomycetes; Pleosporales; Pleosporaceae
Exons: 2
Coding region: 1-2991 (996 amino acids)
Biological process (GO): positive regulation of TORC1 signaling
Cellular component (GO): cytoplasm
Molecular function (GO): protein binding
Source: RefSeq, a predicted model, not a curated record